Galdieria sulphuraria is the source of this 1546-nucleotide messenger RNA. RefSeq lists its product as uncharacterized. Bases 25 to 1518 code for a protein of 497 amino acids. The transcript has 4 exons. Gene Ontology annotation, cellular component: small-subunit processome; Noc4p-Nop14p complex; nucleolus. Lineage: Eukaryota; Rhodophyta; Bangiophyceae; Galdieriales; Galdieriaceae. The record is from RefSeq and is a predicted model, not a curated record. Gene Ontology annotation, biological process: ribosome biogenesis.
CGCAUUCUUGUUACGUUAGAAGAUAUGACUGAGUAUACGGAACCUUUGUUAAAAAAGAUCAUUCAACUGGAAGUGGAUAUUUCUAAAAAUUGUGCAGACAACUGCAAAUACAUAACAGGAUUAUUUCACUGCCUGAAACCAAACAUACAGAUUCCUACAUCAGUUCGUGUCAAGUGUUUACAUGCCGUUCGAAGAAUAUUACCCUUAAUUUUUCAAACUUUUCAAGUGAACUUAUUUUCACAAGAGACAGAAUCACGCACAGAAAAAUCUCUCCAACAAGUGGAAAAAUGGUUGAAAAGACAAACAACCAAGCUGUGUAUAUAUUUGGAAGAACUAUGUGUAUCUAAUGAAGAACAAGUUGCCCAGUGUGCUUUGUUGAUAGGCACAACCAUUUCUGCGCAGUUUAACGCAUGGCGUCCUUUAUUUGAACGUCAGGUGACGAGAAUUUUAGUUGCUUCCGUUGAAAAGAAAGAGGGAAGAAAAGAUUGGAAUCAUUUUGUAGAAAAUGUAUUUUCCGUUUAUGGAGAUGUUGCGUUGUACACUUUGGAAGCCAUUUCGUCUCUUCAGUCUUCAGAAGAAGCUACCGAAGCAAUAGACCAGGAUGAAUUGUUUAUUCUCUAUAGAAUAUAUGAAUUGUUAUCGAAAGGAGCACAACUACUUCCCAAGUGGGUUUCCAAUUCGAAUAGAUUGGAAGAGAAAGUAAGUAUACAAGUAACGAUUCCUAUUGGAGAGGAUAUUUUUCGUAAACGACUAAGGAAGACGUUUACUGAUGCCUGGUUAUCUUUUCUUUUAUCGCGAAAACUUCCUGAGCACUUGGAGUUUCGAAUAUUAGAAGACUUGGGAUCGAAUAUCAUUCCUUGGAUGACAAGGCCACUUCAAUUGGUUGAUCAUUUAUCGAGUUUAACAGAACAGCGUGGAAUAAUAUCGAUCAUGGCUUUGGAUGCUCUUUUUGUACUUAUCAGAGACUAUGGUUUGGAUUAUCCAUCCUUUUAUGAAAAACUUUAUAGUCUAUUGACAGUCAGUAACCUUACGGCAGCUCAGAAAUUUUUGAGUUUCAUGAGUAAGCUUCUAUUAACUUCCCUAAAUAUUUCUGAGCACAUGGUACUGUCUUUUGUCAAGAAACUUGUUCGACUCUCAACACGCCUACCACCUGUGCCUUGCAACUGGUGUUUGACAUGCGCUAUUCGUCUGAUGCUGAAAUAUCCUUCACUUGCUUGUCUUGUUCAUCGAACAACAAAUCAACAAGGAGUAUCUCCCUUUGCCUUCAAUACUAUUGAGUCGGAUUCAAAUACUCAUACAACUGAGUUUUCAUCAACAUCAAAAACUUUUGUAUCUAAAGACCCUUUCGACGAGUUUCAAUCAACAAGUGAUGCUUCCAAUGCUUCCUCCAGCUGUCUGUGGGAACUACAACUCAUUCAACGUCAUUAUAUGAAGAGUGUGAAGAAUGAAAAGAAAAACAUCAUCCUUGCCUCCCAAACCAGAAGAUAUCUUAGAAACGGAUACAAUGAAGUGGAUUGAACGACCCAAGAAAAGAAGAAAUAUUUGC